Salarias fasciatus (jewelled blenny) is the source of this 3434-nucleotide messenger RNA. It is a transcript of the gene lrrn1, whose product is annotated as leucine rich repeat neuronal 1. Gene Ontology annotation, molecular function: protein binding. The record is from RefSeq and is a predicted model, not a curated record. Lineage: Eukaryota; Metazoa; Chordata; Actinopteri; Blenniiformes; Blenniidae. The transcript is spliced from 2 exons. Bases 445 to 2598 code for a protein of 717 amino acids. Gene Ontology annotation, cellular component: plasma membrane.
UCUCUCUCUCUCUCUCUCUCUCUCUCUCUCUCUCUCUCUCUCUCUCUGCAGACCGCACCAUGCCUCUCUCCGAGGCGCCCUGGGACUGAUCGGAUACAGAUCGCAGUGAGCGGCCGCCAGCUGAAGCCCGCAGGAAAGCGGAAUAUGCGUUUUUACGCAGCGCGAUGAGCGACGCUCCGCCGCAGCACUGAUCUUAUUUAUUGUUGUGCUUUGACGCGCAUGUCUGGAUAAAGGGAGCCGCGCGCUUGGGAACGUCGGACUGGAAUGCCAACAAGAUAAUCCCGUGACACCAAGGCUCUGCUGUAAAAACACACCUUGGACCUCAACCCCUGAAUCUCACCAUCGUUCCAUGGACUGAAGGAGGUGAUCAGUGGAAGGCCUGGUUGAUGAGUGUGACGCACCCUUUCCCAAAGUCAUUGGACCAUCCUCCUGUCCCGUUCCAGCAUGGCUAGACGGAGGUUGGACUGCCCACUUCUGAGCCAGGCAUUUGCCUGCCUGCUCCUGGUGUCAAUAGGAUUGUCUUUCGUCCAGAGCAACGAAUGUCCCCAGUUGUGUGUUUGCGAGAUCCGACCCUGGUUCACCCCUCAGUCCACCUACAGAGAAGCCAUCACGGUGGACUGCAAUGACCUUCGCUUAACUCGCAUUCCAGGGAACCUUUCCAGCGACACUCAGGUUCUCCUCUUACAGAGUAACUACAUUGCCAGGACCAGUGAGGAGCUGGAGCAGCUUUUUAACCUGACUGAGCUGGAUUUGUCCCAGAAUAACUUUAGUAGCAUUCGAGAUGUUGGCCUUACCAAUAUGUCCCAGCUUACCACGCUCCACCUGGAGGAGAACCAGAUCACAGAAAUGCCCGAUUACUGCCUGCAGGACCUCAGCAACCUGCAGGAGCUCUACAUUAACCACAAUCAGAUCAACUCAAUCUCUGCCAAUGCCUUUGCUGGACUCCACAACCUGCUCAGGCUUCACCUCAAUUCCAACAAGCUGAAGACCAUCAACAGCCUGUGGUUCGAAUCUACACCCAAUCUAGAAAUCCUCAUGAUUGGAGAAAACCCCGUUGUUGGAAUAAUGGACUUUAAUUUCAAACCACUGAACAACCUGAGAAGCCUGGUUCUGGCUGGAAUGGAUUUGACAGACAUUCCUGCAAAUGCCUUAGUGGGACUUGACAAUCUUGAGAGCCUCUCUUUCUAUGACAAUAAGCUGGUGCAAGUUCCUCAGAGAGCCCUGCAGAAACUGCCUAACCUCAAGUUCUUGGAUUUGAACAAAAACCCAGUGCACAAGAUUCAGGAAGGAGAUUUCAAGAACAUGCUGAGACUGAAGGAGCUUGGUAUAAACAACAUGGGAGAGUUGGUUUCUAUUGAACGUCACGCUUUGGACAACCUUCCUGAGCUCACUAAGCUGGAGGCUACAAACAACCCCAAGUUUUCUUUCAUCAAUCGUCAAGCCUUUCGCGAUGUGCCAGCCUUAGAAAGCCUGAUGCUGAACAACAACGCUCUGAACGCCCUGUACCAGUCCACAGUGGAUGCUCUCCCCAACUUGCGUGAAAUCAGUAUCCACAGCAACCCUCUGCGCUGUGACUGUGUCAUUCAGUGGAUGAGCUCUAACAGAACCACAGUUCGCUUCAUGGAGCCUCUGUCCAUGUUUUGCGCGAUGCCGGCUGAGGUUAGAGGGAUGCAUGUGCGGGAGGUAUUCCAUAGUAACUUGAUAAGUCAGUGCUUGCCGAUGAUUUCUCACGAUACCUUCCCCAGCCACCUCAAUUUAGACAUCGGCAUGACCGUGGAUCUGGACUGCAGAGCUAUGUCUCAACCUGAGCCUGAAAUCUACUGGGUGACACCGAUGGGGAACAAGGUAAUGAUUGACACCUUAUCUGACAAGUACAGCCUCAGCAACGAGGGGACUCUGAGGAUCUCUCGUAUCCAAGUGGAAGACUCCGGCAGAUACACCUGCGUGGCUCAAAACUCCGAGGGAGCCGACACCAGGGUGACAGCGAUACGAGUGAACGGCACUCUGCUGGACAGCACACAGCUCAUGAAGAUCUACGUCAAACAGACAGAAUCUCACUCCAUCCUCGUCUCCUGGAAAAUAAACUCCAACGUGAUGACCUCUAACCUCAAGUGGUCGUCCGCAACAAUGAAAAUAGACAACCCACACAUCACGUACACUGCCAGGGUGCCCGUGGAUGUCCACGAGUACAAUCUCACCCACUUGCAACCAGCCACCGAGUACGAGGUGUGCCUGACCGUCUCCAACAUCCACCAACAGACGCAGAAGUCGUGCGUCAACGUGACGACGAAGCAGGCGGCCUUCGCCGUGGAAAUAUCCGAUCAAGGGACCAACACUGCCCUGGCAGCGGUCAUGGGAACCAUGUUUGCAAUCAUAAGCCUGGCCUCUCUGGGUGUGUACAUCGCCAAGAGGUGGAAGAGGAAAAACUAUCACCACUCCCUAAAAAAAUAUAUGCAGAAAACCUCCUCAAUACCGCUAAACGAGCUGUACCCUCCCCUCAUCAAUCUGUGGGAGGCAGACAGCGAGAAGGAGAAGGAGGGCUCAUCCGACACCAAACCCAGCCAGGUGGACACCACACGCAGCUAUUACAUGUGGUGAGAGCAGCUUUUCUAGUCGGAAAUACAGAGACACCUUUGUUUCAGGAGCACAAAUUUACAUAUUUGCUUCUUGGUCGCCCGAGUGAACUAAAACAUUUGUUUCCUUUCACGUUUCUUUCUGGGGUUUUUUUGGGUCUCUCAGACUGAAGCAAGCAAUGAAGCAACAUUUUAAGACCUCUAGUUUAGCAUACUGCCUUUUUACCUCUUGCCCAUUUUUGACACAGUAUGGCAGCUUUCUUUAGCUUCCUGGAUUUGGUAGUCAUUGUGCUUUACUUUGAGUACUCGUUUUGAUGAACACAGCAUGAGCACUGAGGCGGAUUACACAUGCGGAAGCAAAAGGAACGCUGAAGUUCGAUCUUUUUUUUUUUUUCCAUGACUCUUUUCUCUGGCAGAACUGUUAAACACUGCAAUCUUUCUCUUGUAAAACAGUUUCACUGUUGACUGUUGUGCACUGAAAUAUAUAUACUAAUUUGUCUAUCGACGCAAAUGUAAGCUGACAAAGUAUGUUUAGACUUGAUAUCCUGUCUAUUGAAUAAUGUUAGAAACUCUUCUGUAAUGUUGUAUCAGCUAUGAUUUACUUUUACUUUUUGUACAAUGAAUAACAGUAUGUUUGAUUUAGACAUUUCCGUUUGCAGAGCAACUACUGUAAACCAGCAAUAGAAAUAUGAAUGUUAAAAACUAGGUACAUAGUGUAAGGCUUUUGGGUUUUCUUAAAUAUUUUGUUUCUUAUUUUGCUAGAAUAUGUCUACAAUCACUGGAUUUGUUGUGGUUUACACACACAAACAUGUUGUUUAACGAGGAGCGAGUCAAAUAAAAUCUUUCCUCAUAUUUUCUAAA